GUUACCACUUGAAGCAAAAAUUCAAAAUAUUUGUUUACGCUGUCCAGAAUAAUAGUUUGAAAUUGCUACUUAGACUUUGAUAGAAACAGCUACAAAGCCUUCAUAGAGAGCUCUGGAUAAAUCAUUAAGACUACCUGGGCUUUUUAAUUGGGGCCUAAAGUUAGUUUACGACGUUUUAAGAACUACAAACUUUAGUUGGUUGGUAGCACCGGAAAAUGACGAAGCUUACUGCUAAUUUCUAAAAUGUCAGGGAUCACUCAGUCAUAUUAUGAAAUGCACCGUAUACAAAAAAGAGAAUUCAGCAUGUCUGACAGCAGCAAUAAUAAGAUUCCUAACUAUGUACACCAGGCUGUUAUUAUGAGCGAAACUAUUAAAAAAGAGUUGAAACAUCAAAAAAUAUUCACAGAAUACAGUAUCAAUCCUUUUAAGAAAAUGUAUCCCUUAGCUGAUAAACCAAAUAGAAUACAAGAAGCUGAUGCUGAAGACAAACAUUUUGCGAAGGUUAUACAACGCGCUUCUUUGGAACCACCAAAAAAAUAUAUCGAACCUCAAACAGAAAAUCAGGAAUAUGGUUGGAUAAGUCAGCCAUUAAUGGAAAUAGACAGGAGUGAUCCAAGGUUUUAUCAUCCUAAAGUUGCUUGUGAAAUGACGAAAUUUAUGGAUGCGUAUUGGAAGCUAAAUGAACAGCGUAAAUUAAAUUCGUGAGUCUUAGGGAUAACUGAUUAAUACCUGAUGCAUUAAAAAUACAAUAUUGUAAAACCUGAAAAUAAUUUCAUCAGAAAUGUCGUCUGAUAUAUUUCUAUUUUUCGUUUAAUAUAUAUAGUUUUAGAAUAGAUUUAUUCUUGUAAAAUCCAAUUGUUAUUAUUUUUAUGUGGAAUAAACAAACGUAUUCUCAUAUUUAGUGAGGUGAGUUGUUUUGAAAUAUAAUAAUUAUUUUAGUAAUAAAUUAGUCUGACAUUUGUUUGUGCAGUGAAUAACACGACUAAAUUUUCAAUUGAAUCUUUCAGAGUCACUAUAAGAGAAUAAUCUGAAGACUACAUAUACAGAAAUCAGUCACUAGUUAAAUUGGGUCAUAAUAUAAAUUUCAUUAGUUACCUAGGUCGUCCGGUCAAGGAACUCCAUAUGUACAUAGUAUGUGUAGAGAGUCGUUAUCUAGUUGUUUUAUUAUUAGGAUUAGACUACCAUUUAACAAACGGAUGUAGAAAUCGAUGAUAACUAGAGCAUAAAAUAUCUGAUGUUUUGUGAUUGAUUUUGAUAUAUAUUUAGUUCUGCAGCGGUUUAGGCGAAGUCGAAUCCAAAUAGAUGUUAACUGCUAAACUGAAAGAUGAUAUAUAUAUAUAUACUUAUUUUUCAGGAUGAUAAUAAUUACACUAAUAGUGUUAAUAAGUUUAUGUUAAACGCGAUAACAGUGAGUUAGAAUAAACAAAGGUAAUAAAAAAAUUAUUUUUUUAGUCAAGGAAACUAAUAAUAGUUUUAUUGUUAAGGGCUUAAAUAUUCAUCAUGAAGAUAAAUAGGGAAGUUAUAAUUAAGACGGAUGGUUUAGCAUGAUAAGAUAAAAUGUUGAAAUUGAAAUGAAAUGUAAUUAGGAGGAUUAUAGAAACAGAAAUAAACCAGUUAGGAGUAGGAGGUCUAUGGAGAAGAUGGAAGGGGAAGCAGAUGUUUGUAGAGGACGAAAAGUAUGAAGAAGAAACAGAAUUAUGAAAUAUUAAAACCAUGGUAGAAGAAGAGGUUGUACCAGUCUCUUUUGCACACGCAAUUCUGGUUUUCCCAGAUGUAUAGCUAUUGCUUCGACACUAUUAAGAGGAUGCAAUCUAAUUGUCUUUGGAAGACUUCUACUUGCCGUGUAUAUGACUUUGAAUGCAGAGUCUGCUUUGGUUGGGUGGCCUGUGUUCACAAGAUGUUCAAUUAAUGAGCUUUUUAUUGAGCCGUUUCCGCCUCUUUUUAUCCACUCAGGAUAAUGUUCUUGAAUUCUUUUGAAUAAAAUAUCGUCGAACUGUAGUGUAUGCUACUUAUAUCGGCAGACAUAAGUAGUAUGUAACACGAAACAAAGGUGGAAAACCUGGCAGCAGGAAGCGAUGAAGGUCACCUUGAAGAAAACGGAAACGGAAUUAGAAAGGAAUCGUGAUUCGGAAGAAGUUUACAGGAUAUGGAAGAAAAGUGAGGGAAAUUCGCAAAUGAAGUAAAUAAUGUAUGGUUCUCAUAUUUUACUAAAACAUUCCGUAAUUUCAUAUUAAAAUUCGUUGGAUUAUCCCGUCUGAGUGUUCGUUUAUUACAGAACGACUAAUAUACCUGGCUCCUCAUGAGCAGGUAAGUUGCUAGAUGCAUAUAGAGUUCGUCAGACUCGCAGUUUAUUGUUACUGUUUCUAACAUUCCUUGUUAACCCAUCACAUUUUGUAAAAUAGUAUAGGUUAACUCCACUUCAAGAACUCUCGAUCGAAUCCAUUCAAAGUUGGAAAAUGAAUAGUUUUACCCUGUGAAAAACAUAUAUCGCUCUUAUAGCUGCAAUUCUGAAACCAUUUGGAAAUUAUUUCAUGUAUUAGCGAACAGACUUACCUCGUUCCAUCGUAUGCAGACCAAACAAAAACAUUCCAGGCAUCCACACUUACAUUAGCCGUCAGAUGAUAUUGUAGUUCUCCCAAAUAUCAUCCUAUGUAAACAAUUCCAUAAAGGGAAGUCGAUAAGACAACCUCGAUACAUGUCAUCAAUGUGUUUACCGAUAGUUUUGUUCCUUCCUAUACUUAUCAUAUCUUUAAUCUACAAUAAAUAUUAAACAACCAUUUAUUUAAUCAACUAAGCUAUGAACUGUUUACUGUGUCCUUAUAUACUGCCUGCAGACACAUGUAAUGUAAGCAGAAAGUGAGACAGUGGAAAACUUUUUAGUUAUUUAUUCAUUUAAAUCGUCACUUUUUACUGAUAAUAUCCGUAUAAUAGGUUGAUUACGCUAGUUGUCAGACUGCUAAAUAACAAUGCCUUAUCAGCCAGUUGGUUAUAGUUAGUGUACGACCUGAUGCGAAAAGUGUAUCAGUUCAAGUUUACGUAUCCCAUAUGAACACAGUGAUGAAGUAAAUUGAUAUGACUUCUCGAUUGAACGCUAAUUUUUAUAUCUGAUUAUUAUGUCAGAAUCGCUUAUCAUCUAUUCUUGUGAAGAGAGGAACCACUGCGAUUCCCACGACGUGAAAGUAAGAACACAAAGACUGAUACAAGUGAUGAUUUAUUAACCCCGAAACAUGACGACAACAACUCUAGUCGAAAAUACACUCAUUUAUAUAUUGAUUGUAUACCCAUUUUAAUUAAUAAUUAGGAUGAAAUCACAUAUAUGAAAAAUACUUAAAGUUAUAACAAAUCACAUAAUGAGCAUAGUUUAUGUUAAUUGAAUACAAGAAUAUCGUAUAUUAUACAGAAUAAAAUAUCAUACGACAAAAGAAAACAAAUACUACAGUAAAUGAUCAUCACAUCGAAUUAGAAGGGAAGUAAUGUUGAACAAAACUUAUAAUAAGUAAAUCAAUCGAAAAUUGACUUUUCUUCCCGUCAUAUCAUAUUUCGUCCAAGAGACUCAACUCGUCAUCUAUGACCUUGGGACUACAAAUUCGUGUUCGCGUAGCGAGUGGUAUUAUUAGGUUUCGCUCUCGACUACUGGGGACUCAGCUGUGGAAGCUUGAUAAGUGUCUAUUCUACAAGGACUUUUUGUAGAUAGAUCUUUUUAGAAUUCCAUCGUGUUUUCUUGUCAUUUCCAUAUCGAGAAAGUGAAUAUUUUGUUUGUUUUCAACUUCAUGUGUGGAAUUUAUUGCUGGGUGACAGUUAUUAAAUAUCUUUAGAAGAUGACUUAACUCAUAUUUGUUGUCACAGAUGAUAAAAAUAUCAACCGCGUACAUUUUAUACAGAUGGAAGUUGUCGGUAGUUAUUUGUUUUCUAGACUGUCCAUGAAAGAAUUUUAUAGUAAUGGACCAAAAGGGGAUCU
Molecule: messenger RNA, 3958 nt
Organism: Schistosoma margrebowiei
Lineage: Eukaryota; Metazoa; Platyhelminthes; Trematoda; Strigeidida; Schistosomatidae
Source: the annotation of a GenBank genome assembly